GCCACAUCAUCCACCCGAAACGAUCAAUCACCCCAAAAUCCUCUCCGACGACGCGUGAUAUUGAGCUGAGUGAAUUGCCACUCUCGCCAGCGUACGCUUCCGCUUCCCCUUCCGCUGCAAGUGAAGUUGCACGGCAGCAGCCACCACGACGGCCAGCAUGGCAGACAGCAACACCGAUUCCAAACCCGAUCCAGCCGCCGCCUCGAGCUCACUUGCGCCCGAUACCUCCACCUCCCCAACCGCGGCAGAAGCUCCUGCGUCAGCCACACCACCAGCUGCCACCACUGCUACUUCCACCGCACAACCUGAGUCUGGCGGCGACGACACCGCACUUGAUGCACGAGAGGAGCGCGACCUCGACGCUGAAAUCACCACCCAAGACACUGCCAUGAGCAACACCAUGGAGGCGCCCAACGAUGCUGCCCCUUCGGCAUCACAGUCACAAUCACAAUCACAAUCACAGGCACAACUCCCCGCUGGCGAGCAGACCAAUGGGUUGAAAGCUCCCGAGGAGCCGCGCAUACCGGUCAAAAAGGACACGAGUCUGCGCGAGUUCAUGGGAAAAAUGGACGACUAUGCUCCGCUCAUACCUGACGCCGUGACCGACUACUAUCUCACAUUAGCUGGUCUUCCUCCACCACCUGAGACUGACCGAAGGCUUGCUCGGCUGUUGGCCCUUGCGACGCAGAAGUUCAUUGCCGACAUCGCGGCCGAUGCAUACCAAUACUCCCGCAUUCGUAGCACGAAUACUACGUCUAACAAUCCUCUUACUGGUCUGGGCGGCGCGGCUGGGUUUGGACUGCCCGCCGGAGCCGGGGAUGAAGCCGCUGGAAAGGGAAAGAAGGAUGCAACGGGAAAAGCGGCGCCUCUAGGAGGACCGAGAGCAGGUUAUGGUGGUGGAGGCGCAAGUGGAGGUCAAGGCCGGACUGUGCUGACCAUGGAAGACCUGGGGAUGGCUGUCGGGGAGUAUGGCGUCAACGUCAAGCGCGGGGAGUUCUAUCGAUAGAUUCGCAACAUGGUUUCUGCUUAUUGGGAGAAGCCGAGUUGGCACAUUACGGCGUUAUGAAAUGGAAAUCGCAUUCUCGGCCGGCGAGCCUUGAGAAUGUGCACGAAGGGCGUUUUGCAAGUUUGGUGUUACUAUAGGGCUACUGGAAACCCCGAGACUGCAGGAUUAGCGAUCAGGACAUGAGUAGGUGCACAUGUAACAGGAAAGCAUCAUGAAAUACC
Sphaerulina musiva SO2202 is the source of this 1227-nucleotide messenger RNA. Its product is annotated as TFIID_30kDa-domain-containing protein. Gene Ontology annotation, molecular function: promoter-specific chromatin binding; RNA polymerase II general transcription initiation factor activity. The record is from RefSeq and is a predicted model, not a curated record. Lineage: Eukaryota; Fungi; Ascomycota; Dothideomycetes; Mycosphaerellales; Mycosphaerellaceae. The transcript has a single exon. Bases 158 to 1006 code for a protein of 282 amino acids. Gene Ontology annotation, biological process: transcription initiation at RNA polymerase II promoter. Gene Ontology annotation, cellular component: transcription factor TFIID complex; nucleus; SAGA complex.